AUGUCUGAGAAACAGUUUGGCAAAGAAGAGAAGAGAAAGCUAAAGCGCAUGAUGGAAAAAACAAUUGGUGAUGAUGAUUUAGAAUUAGAGGUGUCUUUGUCUCUGAGUCUAGGAGGACCUUCAUUGGAAACCCUAAAGCGUCAGCGUCUGGAAGAUGAGAAGAGGGAACAUCCAUGUAAGUUUUGCGACAAGAAGUUUUCAACCUCACAAGCAUUGGGAGGACACCAGAAUGCCCAUAGACGUGAAAGGGUGCUUUCAAGAAUAGACAAAGAAAUUCAAUUGGGAACUUUUGGAUAUGGUGGUUAUAAUUUUCCAUAUCCCUUCAUAACUGCAGGCUCAUCUUUUUAUAAUGGAGUUGGAGCUUCAUCAUUUGUUGCACCUGUUGGCUAUGGGACUGGCAGCCCAUUUGGUGGCUAUAACAGCUCUUCUUGGCCUCAUUCAUUUGUUGGAGCUGGAGUUAACAAUGUCCGAAUGGAAAAUAACAAUUACAAUGUUCCAAAUGGUCACCAUAUUUCAUCCUCAUUUCCUCAUUUCUCCAAUCAUUAG
Molecule: messenger RNA, 546 nt
Organism: Lathyrus sativus (Indian pea)
Lineage: Eukaryota; Viridiplantae; Streptophyta; Magnoliopsida; Fabales; Fabaceae
Source: the annotation of a GenBank genome assembly